AGUGAAGUGAAAUUAAAACAAUCAGAUUUUGUAUAAAUCUCUGCUAACUUACAACUAAACCAAAAAAGGACUAAAUGUUAUUAUGAUUUAAUUUGAAUGAAGGUUUAUUUACACGUAUAGCCAUAGAGCGAUAGCCGUUGAAGACGAACCUUAAGGUAAACCCUCAGCAUGGGGGUGGCUGAAGAUUUCGCUCCCAGCUUUGUUAAAAAGCCACAACUGCAUCAGGAGGAUGAUGGCAAUCGGUUAAUAUUUGAGUGCCAGUUAUUGUCAUCCCCGAAACCGGACAUUGAAUGGUUUCGCAGUGACAGUAAACUUGCAGAGGAUGAGCGAACGAAAUUCAAAAUACAACCCGUUGAAGAUAAUAAAUACACGGUAAUAUUAGAGCUUGACGAUGUUGUUGAAACGGAUGCCGGACUUUACAAAGUGAAAGCCAAGAACAAGUCAGGCGAAGUCUCUGCGUCUAUUAAUUUAAAUUUCACGCAGGGAAAGUUUGUACCUCUGGAAAGCGAAGGACAAAUCGACGGUUUCGCGCCGACAUUCGCGAAAAAACCCGCUAUACGACAGGAAGAAGAUGGAAAACGAUUAUUAUUUGAGUGCCGCGUUAACGCUGAUCCGAUGCCAAACAUUAUUUGGUUCCACAAUGGAGUUGCUGUUAAAGAAUCGGCCCGACACAAGCUUACUGUUGACAAAGAAGUCCACUCAUACUUUGCAACACUGGAGAUUCAAAAUGUUACAGUUGAGGAUGCUGGCAAAUACAAAGUGAAUGCAAAGAACGAAUUGGGCGAAAGCAACGCAACAAUAAGCCUAAAUUUCGACAGCGAUGAAGCUCCCGUGCCGGAAAGUUCAGAAGGCAUUAAGCCAACUUUUACCGAACGACCAGUGAUUCGUCAGAGCGAAGAUGGCGGAAAUGUAACUUUCGAGUGUAGAUGCGUCGGAGAUCCAACGCCAACGGUCACAUGGUCACAUGGUGAGACUAUACUUAGCGAGUCCAAACGCUACAAAAUGUCACUGUCAAUGGAUCAGAAACUAUAUCACAUGGCGUGUCUCGAGAUAAGCAGCGUGGUCUCCUCUGACCAGGGCGAAUAUCGCGCGCAAGCGAAAAAUAAGCAUGGUUCCGGCGUCGCAACCAUUAAUCUUAAUUUCGAAAGCGGCUCGAAAAAAAUUCCGGAUGGAAAAUCGCCGCGCUUUCCAAAAAAACCAACGAUCCGCCAAGAGGAGGACUUGCUCAUCAUGGAAUGCGUGUUGGAAGCGCAUCCGGUCCCGGACAUUGUCUGGUAUUGCUCAGAUGCGCAGAUCUCUGAUAAUCAAAGAACAAAAAUGACCCGCAAGGCCAUAACUAAAGACAGCUACAUUCUCACUUUGGAAAUUCAAAAUCCCACGAAAGAGGAUGGCGGCAACUAUCGCUGUAACGCAAUUAAUAUGUAUGGCGAAAGUAAUGCAAAUAUUGCGCUUAACUUUCAAGGUGCGAGCGACGCGAACGGGUUUGCACCAUCUUUCAUUGAAAAGCCGAGGAUUAUACCGAAUGAGUCUGGCACACUGAUCACAAUGAAGUGCAAGUGCAAGGCCAAGCCAGAGCCGACAGUCACUUGGUACAGGGGCCAAGAUGCUGUUGAAAAAAGUAAAAAGAUAAAAAUAAACACUGUAGUGAUAGCAGAGGACACGUAUGAGCUGACGUUGGAAAUAAAGGAUCCGGGAGCAAACGAUGGUGGUACCUACAGAUGCAAUGUCAAAAACGAAUACGGCGAAUCGAACGCCAAUCUGAAUCUUAACAUUGAGGCAGAACCAGAGCCCGAGGGCGAGGGGCCGACCUUUGUGGAAAAGCCACGAAUCGUAUCGGAAAACAAUGGCAAACUGGUGAUAAUGGAGUGCAAGGUCAAGGCAGACCCGAAACCCGACGUCGUUUGGUUCCGCAACGGAGAAGUUAUCAAAGAAAGCAAUAAAAUUAAGACCUUUAUUGAGCAGCGGGGUGAUCAGUACUAUAUCAAGUUGGAGUUAUUAGAUCCGCAGUUGGAAGACUCAGGCCUCUACAAGUGCAACAUAAAGAACACGCUGGGAGAACUGAAUGCUAAUCUUACACUUAAUAUAGAAAUUGUUCCUGUUAUCAAAGACAAACCAAAAAUUAUCAAAAUCAUAAAGAAGCGAACUGUAGUGAUCGAGUGUACUGUGGCAUCGAAGUUCGAGCCCAAAUGUACCUGGUACAAGGAAUCGAACACAGUGAAGGAGAGCAAAAGACACGUUUACCUUGUGGAACAGACAAAGGACGGGGAGUUUGCUGUUAAACUGGAGAUCAACGAGGUUGAGGAGAGCGACAAGGGAGCUUACAAGCUGGUGGCCAGCAACGAAAAAGGAGAGGCGGUGUCUCAAGUGGUUAACCUCGUUGACAUUCCCGAGGAAGAACGCAAACCCAGUAAACCGGAAAUCUCCAGAAAGCUCGUUGAUCAAAAGGUCACCGAAUCAAAGACGUUUGAACUUCUGAUCAGCCUCGCGCAGUCAGAUCGCAAGUGCAAAAUCGAGUGGUACAGGGGCAGCACUUUGUUGCGCGAAACAAAGGACGUCACCACCACGUUUGAUGGAACAACAGCAAGACUUACAUUUAGCUCUGCCAAAACGGAACACACUUCCAACUAUAAAGUUGUUGUAUCUAACGAGGUCGGCAAGGACGAGUCAUCUUGUAAGAUUACUGUGGAAAAAGGUACCAAGAAGCCAGUUGAGCAGCCAAAAGAAAAGGACAAAUUAAAGGAAGAAAAAGAAAAGGAACAAAAGGACUCUGAGGAAGCGGAAAUUCCUUCAGAUCAACCCACUAAAACUGAUAAGCAAAAUGAAGAAGAACAAGAAAAGAACGGUGUAGAAGAAGAGCCGAAGAAAACUGAAGAAACUAAAGAGCCGAAGAAAAAAGAAGAAACUAAAGAGCCGAUGAAAAAGGAAGAAACUAAAGAGCCGAAGAAAAUUGAAGAAACUAAAGAGCCGAAGAAAAAGGAAGAAACUAAAGAGCCGAAGAAAACUGAAGAAACUAAAGAGCCGAAGAAAAUUGAAGAAACUAAAGAGCCAAAGAAAAUUGAAGAAACUAAAGAGCCGAAGAAAGUUGAAGAAACUAAAGAGCCGAAGAAAGUUGAAGAAACUAAAGAGCCGAAGAAAGUUGAAGAAACUAAAGAGCCGAAGAAAAGUAAAUCUGAACCGAAAAGUGAGCAACCAAAAACGAAGUCCAUUGACAAAAAGGAUAAGUCAUCUCCACAAGAACCUAAGGCGAAAAAAGAGGAAUCAGUUUCAGAUUCAACUCCUACUGAAGAGAAAAAGGAAGAGAAACAAACAACUGAGCAGAUAGGACUAAAAAAAGUGGAAAGAAAGGCAAGUAUUGUGUCUGUUAAAGAAGAAGUCUCAGAGACACGCCGUCAAUCAAUCAUCGAGGCUCGUGAGGAAAUCACAGUCGAUAAUACGAAGGUAUUGUCAAGAAAGUCAUCCCUAGCGGUUGAAGAAUCUAGUAAAGAACGGCUAAGGUCUUCCGUGAUUGAUAAAACCCCAAUGGAGCAGGUUGAUAGUAAACAAAUUGACGCUAAUAAAAAUCCACAAGCCCUAAAAGAAGAGAUCCCCAAGCUAAAACCUGCUGAAAAACGACGACCUUCAAAGGCUAUUGAAGAGGCAAAACCAGCUGAAGAACUCCCAAAGCUGCGUAAGACAUCAAUUGCACAAGCAAAAGAAGAGCCGAAGCCAGAGGUGGCGAAACCAAAGGCAAAACCAAAAGCCAAAUCGAAGCCCAAGUACGAAGAGCUUCCAGAAAUUCCAGACUACGAGCGUCCGCAACUUGAAAAGUAUGAGAAAUCUGAUUUCACGCCAUCUGACUUUGCUCGUGAACUCGACAUACCAAACAAAAUGGAAAAGCCCUUGCUAGACAGCGGAAAGAAGGAGUCUGAGGCACCUGCCCAGAAGAAUGGACUUCCCAAGAAGGCGGAAAUUGUUGAAAAAACUGCGGAGGAACCAAAGGGCCUAAAAUUGGGCAAAGGUAAACUACCCAGUGAAGAUGAUAGUCGAGAUGGCGCUGUGCUCAAACCAGUCAUAAUUGAACCUGAGGAGAACACCUCGGAGAGCAAAAACAAAAAGAAUUCCGAGCAGGCCGAUAAACCAUCUGUACUAGAUAUUAUAAAGCAGCGACGUCGAUCCUCAAUCAGAAAUCUGAUGACUAAGGAACCAAUUCGUAAUGAAUCAUUCCUAGGGGUAGUUUUAAAGCCCGUGAUAAAGGAUGCUAAAGAGCAGGUUGCGCCUCAGCAAGCCAUACAGUUAACGAAGGCAAAUGCAGUGGAACAAUUCUCUCCUACAAAGGCAACUAAGGCUCAAGUGUCUGACUUGAAAAAGCCUGAAGUUCUGUCUCUUGAAGAUGACUAUAAGCCGGCUGUAUUAGAGAAAUAUGAACCUGUUAGUAUUGAUAAAGCAAAACCAGAGAAACACACACCAGCCAUUGUCACACCGGACACUAAACCCGCCGAACAAAAGCCGUCUCUAGAAGAACCUAAGGAGGAGAAAAAGGUUCCCAGGAUGCAACCGCCUGCUCCAGGUGAACCACCCAAGAUCGAAGUUAUCCGGGAAAAGCGGCCAUCCCUUGCUCCGGAGCCGCCAAGUCGCCGGGGAUCUCUGAUACCACCAGCCGAUACAGGUCGCAGACCAUCUCUGAUCAUCAACGACGAGAAGAAACUCCGUCCUGGCGAAGUAAUGGACACGCGGUUGUUAAGGCCAGGCGAGGUCGGUGAAGGACAGCGGAGAAGACCGUCGAUCGAUGUGCGCCGUCCCAGCGUGCAAGAUCUAGAAGAUCUUAUAAACAAGCCUUCUACCCCAUUGCGCGAUGUCGGUGAUGGCGGUCCUCCCUCAAUUGUCGAUGUCCAAGAGUCGUACUCUGUCGUGGAAGACUCAACUGCCUACCUCACGGUUGGGGUCGAAGGCAGUCCAGCACCCACAUUCAAGUUCUACAAGGGAGUUAGUGAGAUUCUCGAGGGCGGUCGGUUUAAGUUCCUCACGGAUGGGCAGACAAACACAAUUACCUUGUGUAUGCGUAAGUGCAAGCCCAACGAUGAGAGCAAGUACAAGAUUGUUGUGUCAAACAUACACGGGGAGGAUUCAGCCGAGAUGCAGCUUUAUGUAUCAGAUUCUAGCGGCAUGGACUUCCGUGCCAUGCUCAAAAAACGACGUUAUCAAAAAUGGGACAAAGACGAACAGGACCCCAAUUGGGGUGACCUAAAAGAAACGGAAAAACCGUUGCCGGCCCUUAAAAAAGUCGAAAGGAAGGUUGAGUCAUUUCUCAGCCCACUUAUCGACCAGUUUGCAAAAGAGGGAAAGGACAAAAAGGUUGUGUUCGAAGCCCGAUUCAGCAAGCCCAAUUGCAAGCCCAAGUGGCUUUUCCGAAAAGACGAGGUGUUUACGGGCAGUAAAUUUAAGUUCAAACAAGAAAAUGAUACUUAUCAAUUAAUUAUAACGACCCCGAAAGUCGAGGACACCGGAAAGUAUACUAUUGAGAUCGGUGGUGUUUCAAGUACGGCAUUUUUGAAUGUCGAGGAAGCUGAUCCCACCUACACCUUUACCAAACCUCUUAAAAAGAAACUGGACGGCUUUACACAGCACGAGACCACUCUGGAGUGUUCUGUAAGCAGCAGUAUGGCCAAUGUGCAUUGGUUUAAGGAUAACACGAAAAUUGAGUCCGACGACCCUCGCUACCUUAUCUCCAAGGACAUAAAUGGCAACCUUAAGCUUAUUAUCAAAGAUUCAGUUCUCGAGGAUGCCGGCCUUUACAGAUGCCAGUUGGAUAAGCAACCUGAUAAGACUGAAUGCAACCUAAAGGUUACGGAGUACCCAUACAAGUUUGUUAAGGUCUUAAAAUCCCAGCAGUGCAUAGAAAAGGAUACCGUGACACUCGCCUGUGAAAUAGAUGAUGCAAUGGGUGAAGUGCAGUGGUUCCGCAACGGCGAAGAAAUAAAACCCGAUAAGAGAAUUCAAAUUGUAAAGGACGGUCGAAAGCGAAAGUUAGUCAUUAAGGACUGUAAGGUAACUGAUGCUGGACAAUUUAAGUGUACGACAAAUGCCGACUCCACAGAGGCAGAAAUAAUUAUUAACUAUCAAAACCGUUUCAACAAAAAACUCAAGGACACCGAUGCAGUUGAAAGGGAAAAGUUGGUUCUCGAGGUCGAGCUUCAGGAUCAGACGGCGCCUUGCGAUUGGAAAUUCAACGGGGAACCCAUCGUACCGAGUGAAAGUGUUGAGAUCAAAAACUUGGGUGGCGGCAAGCAUCAGUUAAUCUUCAACAGCCUAGAAAUGUCUAAUGAAGGCGAAAUAACUUGCGAGUCUGGCCAGCUUAGCUCAAAGUGCAAGCUUUCUAUUCGGAAAGGGGAAAGUAGACCGAACAUUGAUUGUCCUGAUGAAUUUGCCGGACCUAUCAGUGCACCUGUGGUUGUAGAAGUACCAUUCAAAGUUUCUGGUACAAAGCAAACACCGGUAGAGGCAAAAUUAUUGAAGGACGGCAAGCCAUUGCCUAUUAAAGACGUAGAAGUUGCAGUAACUGAUGACAAAGUCACAUUCAAAAUAAAGAAGCCGUCUAGAGAUUUAUCCGGUCCUUAUCAAAUUAAAAUUUCCAAUGGCCAGGGUGAAGAUACUAAAGACGUACAGAUUAUUUGCCAAGAUGUUCCACAGCCACCGCAGGAUAUUGAUAUUACAGACGUUUAUCAAACAUCGUGUGUAGUUAACUUUAAGCCGCCCACUGACGAUGGAGGCAGUCCAAUUUCCAAAUAUGUGAUCGAACGACAGGAUUUAAGUAAAAAACAAGGCUGGGAGCCUGUCGUUGACGUUCUGCCUUCUGAACCGUGUAAAAAGAAAAUCGACGAUUUGGUCCCAAAAAAACAGUACAGAUUCCGAAUUCGUGCUGUUAACAAAAUUGGCCCCUCUGAUCCAGCAACAUUCAAAAAUACAAUAUUAGCGAAAGAUCCAUGGGAUGAGCCUGGAAAGCCCAGGGAAGUUGACCUUACUGAUUGGGAUAAAGACCAUGCGGAUCUGAAGUGGGAAGCCCCCGAGAGUGACGGCGGAGAUCCCAUAACUGCUUAUAUUGUAGAAUACAAAGAAAAGUUCUCCAACGAUUGGGUAAAGGGAAAGGAAGUGGACGGCGAUGCAAGAGCUGCUACCGUUGAUGGACUGAAAGAGGGCCAACAGUACGAAUUCCGAGUCCGUGCUGUAAAUAAGGCAGGCCCAGGUGAACCUAGCGACAAAACUAAAUCCAUUAUUGCAAAAUGUCGUUUCGUAAAGCCCUUCCUUGUCGGGGAUGGCCUCAAAAACAUAACAGUAAAGAAGGGACAAACUAUUCGAUUCGAUGUCAAAUAUGACGGUGAGCCGGAACCUACCGCAACUUGGCUAAAGGGAACUGAUAACCUAAAGUUCGACAACCAGCGAAUUUGCUUAGAUCAAUUGGAAAGAAAUUCAUCAAUAACUAUUAAAAAAUCCGUCCGAAAGGAUACAGGCAAAUACAAAUUAGUACUGUCGAACAGUUCAGGCACAAUUGAGUCAGAAGCCAAUGUUGUGGUCCUCGAUCGACCUCUUGCACCUGGGGGACCAUUUGAACCUGAAGAGGUUCGAGCCAGCCAUAUUAAAAUGAAAUGGAAGCGUCCAGAGGAUGACGGUGGUUGUGAAAUAACUGGAUAUGCUUUAGAACGCAUGGACGAAGAGACGGGCCGCUGGAUUCCUGCCGGUGAAGUGGGUCCAAACGAAACCUCUUUCGACUUUAAGGGACUGACGCCUAACAAGAAAUACAAGUUCCGCGUCAAAGCUAUUAACAAAGAAGGCGAAUCAGAGCCACUAGAGACAUCGGAUUCCAUCUUGGCAAAGAACCCCUAUGACCCUCCAAGUCCACCCAGCCAACCAGUUAUUGAUGAUUACGAUAACAAGAGUGUUCUUUUAAAAUGGAAGCGACCUCCUUCAGAUGGCGGCCGUCCAAUAACCCACUACGUUGUUGAAAUUAAAGAUAAAUUUUCACCCACUUGGAGUGAAGUGGCGAAAACUGAGGACCCCACCCCAGAGUGUACGGUGGAUGGCCUAAAAGAAAAAAUGGUCUAUCAGUUCCGAGUGAGGGCAGUAAACAAGGCAGGUCCAUCGGAGCCUUCCCAGCCCACCGACAAUCACCUUUGCAAGCACAAAAAUCUUAAACCGCAAAUCGAUCGAUCUACCUUUAAACGAGUAACAAUUAAAAGUGGACGUACACAUAAAUGGUCAGUUGAUGUCAUCGGGGAACCAAUACCAGAACUUCACUGGAGUUGGAGGGAUGAUGUCCCAUUAACCAACGGAGACCGAAUAAAGAUAGUAAACGUAGACUAUCACACUGACUUCAGCAUAACAAAUGCUUUGCGUAAGGACAGCGGGUUCUAUACUUUAAAGGCAGAAAACCGUAAUGGCGUUGACAAAGAGACCGUGGAACUAGUUGUGCUGGGAAAACCUAGUGCACCAAAGGGUCCUCUUGCAGUAAGCGACGUCACUGCAAAUGGGUGCCAGCUGCAAUGGAAGAAACCUGAAGAUGAUGGUGGAGUACCGAUUAAGGAAUAUGUAGUAGAGAAAAUGGACACAGCAACGGGAAAAUGGGUUCGAGUUGGAAGAUCUGCUGGCGAUAAGGAGCCACCGAGCUUUGCGGUGACCGGCUUGAAUCCUGGAUCAGAGUAUAUGUUCCGCGUCUCUGCCGUAAAUGAGGAAGGGGAGUCGGAACCACUUACCACGUUGGUAGGCGUCGUAGCAAAGGAUCCGUUUGAUGAGCCCAACAAACCAGGAACUCCUGAGGUUACUGAUUAUGAUAAUCAAAGUGUGAGUUUGAAAUGGUCAGCACCUAGUAAUGACGGAGGAGCCCCGAUUCAGAAAUACAUAAUCGAAAAGAAAGAUAAAAAUAAGCCUGAUUGGGAAAAGGCUUUAGAAAUACCGGGAGACCAACUGGAAGCCACAGUCGCGGGUCUUCAGGAAUAUGGUGAAUAUCAGUUCCGUGUAAUAGCAGUAAACAAAGCCGGACUAUCACCUCCAUCAGAUGCUAGUGUCCCUCAGAUUGUGAAAUAUAAAAAAUUAAAACCUCGCAUCGACCGAACAAACUUAAAACCCUUGUUGAUUCGCGCCGGAAAACCUAUCAAAUACGAUGUUAAUGUUCGUGGUGAGCCCGCACCUACAAUAACAUGGUAUCAAAAUGAUACAGAGCUUAAGCCGGAGGAAUUACCAAGCAGCAGUGAAAUUAAGAACAUCCCAUACAAUACAAAGAUUUCUAUAAUUGAUACUGUUCGUAAACAUACGGGCAUUUAUAAAAUAGUUGCUGUAAAUGAACACGGCCAGGAUGAAGCUACUGUUGAGGUCAACAUUCUAGCACCACCAGGAAAACCCAAGGGACCUUUGGAUGUUAAGGAUGUAACAAAAGACAGCUGUAAACUAAAAUGGAAAAAACCUGAUGACGAUGGUGGGAAACCAAUUUCAGCAUAUCAGGUUGAAAAGUUUGAUAAAAAACAAGGUCGAUGGGUACCGGUCGGACGCACCUCAGGCAAUGAUACCGAAUUUGAUGUACGUGGUCUUCAAGAAGGGCACGAAUAUCAGUUUCGGGUCAAGGCAAUAAAUGAGGAGGGAGAAUCUGAACCUCUGGAAACAGAUGGCAGUAUUAUAGCGAAAAAUCCCUAUGAUGCUGCCACUAAGCCAGGUACACCCAAAAUUGAGGAUUACAACGAGCAUAUGGUAAAGUUGAGCUGGGAACCACCCAAGUCUGAUGGAGGUGCUCCAAUCAUUAAUUACAUAAUUGAAAAGAAAGAUAAAUUCUCACCCAUUUGGGAUGAAGUGCUUGUCACCAAUACUUCCGCCCCUGAAGCAACUGUUGAAGGUCUUAUUGAAGGCAAUGUAUACCAAUUUCGAGUAAGGGCAGUAAAUAAAGCCGGCCCCAGCGAACCCAGCGAUGCAACCGAACCUCAUUUGGCUAAGCCGAAAAAUCUUAAGCCAUGUAUAAACAGAGAAAAAAUGAAGCCCAUCAAAGUUCGUGCUGGUCAAACGGUUAAAUUUGAUGUAGACGUUAAGGGAGAGCCGGCGCCUACCUUGACUUGGUUCUUUAAAGAGACCGAACUAUCGCCCACGGGGCAAGUACGGUUAGAAAAUGAAGACUACAAUACCAAACUUACAUUACUAGAUCCAACUCGCAAGCAAAGUGGAGAGUAUAAGCUACGUGCUGAAAAUAUAAAUGGCAUAGACGAAGCUGUGGUCGAAGUCAUUAUAUUAGAUAAGCCCUUAAAGCCGGAAGGUCCGUUGGAGGUUUCUGAUAUUCACAAGGAAGGCUGCAAGCUUAAAUGGAAAAAGCCAAAGGAUGAUGGAGGCUUACCCAUCACAGGCUAUGUAGUAGAAAAAAUGGAUACAGCCACUGGUAAAUGGGUUCCAGCCGGUUCGGUUGAUCCAGAAAAGACUGAUAUUGAAAUAAAGGGUUUGGAACCAAAUCAUCGCUAUCAGUUCAGAGUUAAGGCUGUUAACGAGGAGGGUGACUCAGAACCCCUGGAAACUGAGUCAGCUAUUACUGCCAAAAAUCCAUUCGAUGUGUCUGCUCCCCCUGGGCUACCGGAGCUUGAGGACUGGGAUGAGCACCAUGUUAAACUGAAAUGGGAGCCCCCCAUUCGAGAUGGUGGCUCUCCUAUUACCAGUUAUGUGAUUGAAAUAAUGGAUAAAGAUUCGGGAGAAUUUGUAAAAGCUAUCGAAACAGAUAGUCCAGUUUGUAAGGGCGUAGUCAAAAAGCUUGAAGAAGGACAGCAGUACAAAUUCAGAGUUCGUGCGGUCAACAAGGCGGGUCUAUCUGACCCAUCGGAGCAAACUAAUUGGCACAUAGCAAAGCCUCGAUUCUUGAAACCAUAUAUUGACCGAACAAAUUUAAAACCCCUGGUCGUUAAAACUGGUUUAUCAAUUAGCUUGGAUAUUAACAUAAAGGGGGAGCCAGCUCCGAAAGUGGAAUGGUUCUUCAAUGGUUUGCCCUUAGAAAGCAUCGAGGGAAGUCUAAAAAUCGAUAACGUUGAUUACAAUACAAAAUUCUUUGUUAUGCGCGCUCAGAGAUCUCAAAGCGGGAAGUAUACCAUAAAAGCUACAAACGAAGUUGGUGAAGACGAAGCUGAACUGAAUGUUACAGUCCUGGGCAAGCCAGGGAAACCAAAAGGUCCUCUGCAAACCAAUGAUAUAACCAAACACAGCUGCAAGCUUAAGUGGGAAAAACCAGAUGAUGAUGGCGGUACGCCUAUUGACUACUACGAAAUAGAAAAACUUGAUCCCCACACUGGUCAGUGGUUACCAUGUGGAAAAAGUACUGAACCUGAGGCGAAGGUGAUUGGCCUUCAGGAAGGAAAGCCAUAUAAGUUCCGUGUAAGAGCCGUUAACAAAGAAGGGGAAUCUGAAGACUUGGAAACAGAAAAACCAAUUAUUGCGAAAAAUCCCUUUGAUGAACCAGACAAGCCUGGCAGACCCGAACCCACUAAUUGGGAUAAAGAUUUCGUCGACUUGUCGUGGGAUCCGCCGAAGAACGAUGGUGGGGCACCAAUCCAAAAAUAUAUUAUACAGAUGAGAGAUAAGUCUGGCCGUGCUUGGGUGGACGCUGCUACAGUUCCUGGAGAUAAAAAUAAUGGUACUGUUACCGGUGUAGAAGAAGGACAUGAAUACGAGUUUCGAAUUGUGGCCGUUAACAAGGCAGGACCAAGUGACCCUAGCGAUGUUUCAAAAACAGUUGUAGCCAAACCUCGAUUCCUGAAACCACAUAUUGAUCGAAAGAAUCUCAGUAAAAAAAUUAUGCGCAGCGGGCAAAUGCUGCAUAUGGAGGCCGCAGUGAAAGCAGAGCCUCCGGCUAAAAUAACAUGGACUUAUAAUGGAACUGAAAUAAAAUCUUCUGAACACAUAAAAAUAGAAAACGAAGACUAUAAAACUACAUUCAUUAUGCCAAAAGUGAAAAGAGUUGAUCGAGGCAUUUAUAUCGUCACUGCUAAAAAUGAUUCUGGUACCGACACGGUAGAAGUGGAGCUGGAGGUGCUAUGCAAGCCAAGUAAGCCCAAGGGCCCGCUAGCUGUAUCUGAUGUAACGGCCGAUAGUGUGCACCUUAAAUGGGAGAAGCCUGAAGAUGAUGGCGGAGAGCCCAUAGAGCAGUAUGUCGUCGAACGCAUGGAUACGGAAACUGGUCGUUGGGUUCCUGUUCUUACAACUAAGUCCCCUGAAGCCGAUGUGACAGGUCUAACGGAAGGCAAGGAAUAUCUGUUUAGAGUAAAAGCUAUUAAUUCUGAGGGCGAAUCAGAACCUUUAGUAACUGAAACUCCGACGAAAGCCAAGAAUCCGUUCGAUGCUGCCGACACCCCUGGUAAGCCGCAAAUCAUUGAUUGGUCAGCUAACCACUGUGAUAUUAAGUGGAGGGCUCCAGAAGACGAUGGCGGAGCUCCGAUCACCGGCUAUAUCGUCGAAAGAAAAGACCCCAAUACAGGAAAGUGGCAAAAAGCUCUUGAAACUAAUACGCCUGAAUGUAAAGCCCGUGUUAACGACCUAAUCUCAGGCAACAAGUACCAGUUUAGAGUUCAAGCAGUUAACAAGGCAGGGAAAAGCAAGCCCUCCGAACCUUCAGACCAGAUGACAGCAAAGGAUAGAUUUGCCCCACCCAAAAUUGAUAGAACCAACAUCAAGGAUAUUACGAUUAAGGCUGGACAACACAUUCGGUACGACAUUAAAGUGUCCGGAGAACCUCCUGCUACAAAAGUUUGGUUGCAUAACAAAGUUCGACUUGAAAAUGACGAUGAUGACUACAAUAUUGAUAUGGAGUCCUAUCGAACUAAACUAGCAGUGCCAUUUUCAAAGCGAUUCCAUUCUGGAAAAUACACUCUUAAAGCCGAAAAUGAUUCUGGACGCGACGAGGCUUCAUUUGAAAUCAUUGUGUUGGACAAGCCAGCGCCACCAGAUGGACCUCUGAGAGUUUCAGAUGUACACAGUGAAGGAUGCAAGCUAAAAUGGAACCCUCCCCUAGACGAUGGAGGGUUGCCGAUAGAACACUAUAUUGUUGAAAAAAUGGACGUCGAGAAUGGGCGAUGGCUGCCAUCUGGUCGCUUUAAGGAACCCUUCGCUGAGUUAAACAAUUUAGAGCCUGGUCAUGAAUACAAGUUCCGGGUACUCGCAGUUAACACUGAAGGUGAAUCGGAACCUUUGAAUGGAGAUCAUUCCAUUAUAGCUAAAAAUCCUUUCGACGAGCCUGGAAAGCCAGGAACUCCAGAAGCUGUAGACUGGGAUAAAGAUCAUGUGGACUUGGUGUGGAAGCCACCAAUUAACGAUGGUGGAUCCCCUAUCACUGACUACGUAGUUGAAAAACGCGAAAAGGGUACUGACAAAUGGAUAAAAGGAGCAGAAGUUAAAGCUCCUGGCCUUGGCGAUGAGUGCAAAGCGACUGUGCCAAAUCUAAACGAAAACUGUGAAUAUGAAUUUCGAAUUAAAGCAGUUAAUGCAGCAGGGCCCGGCAAACCAUCUGACGCAAGCAAACCUGUUAUUACCAAGCCAAGAAAAUUGGCUCCGAAAAUUGACCGGAAAAAUAUUCGAACAUAUAACAUGAAGGCUGGAGAACCAAUAUUCUUGGAUAUUAAUGUCAGUGGCGAACCCGCCCCGGAUGUUACUUGGAAUCAAAACAACAAAUCUAUUCAUAACACUAGUUAUGUGCAGAAUAUUCCCUAUAACACCAAAUACGUAAAUAACAAACCAGAAAGGAAAGAUACAGGACUCUACAAAAUCUCUGCACACAACCUUUAUGGUCAGGACCAAGUAGAAUUCCAAAUAAAUAUUAUUACUAAACCUGGCCAGCCUGAAGGUCCUUUAGAAGUUUCAGAUGUACACAAGGAUGGUUGUAAGCUAAAGUGGAAAAAACCAAAGGACGAUGGAGGUGAACCAAUAGAGGGUUACCUAGUAGAAAAAUUCGACCCAGAUACGGGUAUUUGGUUGCAAAUUGGCAAAUCCGAUGUACCAGAUUUCAACGUUGACGGCCUAGUCCCAGGACACGAGUACAAAUUCCGAGUAAAGGCUAUUAACAAGGAGGGUGAAUCAGAACCAUUAGAAACUUUGAGUUCAAUUAUUGCUAAAGAUCCCUUUACUGUUCCAUCGAAGCCUGGUAUUCCAGAACCUACUGAUUGGACUGCAAAUAAAGUAGACCUCGCGUGGCCAGAACCUGCCAGUGAUGGAGGAUCGCCAAUUACAGGCUAUAUAAUUGAGGUAAAAGACAAGUACAGCCCUCUUUGGGAAAAGGCGUUAGAAACAGAUUCUCCAACACCCAUAGCAACUGUUCAAGGUCUGAUUGAAGGAAAUGAAUACCAGUUUCGGGUUGUUGCUUUAAAUAAAGGUGGUCAAUCAGAGCCCUCAGAUCCAAGCAAAGUCUUUAUAGCCAAGCCGCGCUACUUGGCUCCCAAAAUAGACCGUAGAAAUCUCCGUGAUAUUACUCUAUCGUCGGGAACCGCUCUUAAACUAGAUGCAACCAUAACAGGAGAGCCAGCUCCAAAAGUUGAGUGGAAAUUUUCCAAUUAUCAUUUGCAAUCAGGCAAAAAUGUUACAAUCGAGACUCCUGACUACUACACGAAAUUAGUUAUUCGACCAACGCAGCGUAGUGACUCAGGAGAAUAUUUGGUCACAGCAACAAACAGUUCCGGAAAGGACAGUGUGCUUAUAAAUGUGGUUAUUACAGACAAACCUACCCCUCCCAAUGGACCCCUACAAAUAUCCGAUAUACACAAAGAGGGUUGCCACCUUAAAUGGAAGCGUCCCAGUGACGAUGGAGGUACUCCAAUUGAGUAUUUCCAAAUCGACAAAUUAGAUCCCGAAACUGGAUGCUGGAUUCCUUCCUGUCGCUCAACCGAACCACAAGUAAAUGUUACUGGUCUUACUCCUGGAAACGAAUACAAGUUUCGUGUAUCAGCUGUAAAUGCUGAAGGUGUAUCACAGCCUUUGGUUGGUGAGGAAGCUAUAAUAGCCAAAAAUCCUUUCGAUGAACCUGGCAAACCAGAAAAUCUUAGGGCAAUCGAUUGGGAUAAGGACCACAUUGAUUUGUCGUGGUCUCCACCUAUUACUGACGGUGGAUCUCCCAUUACUGGCUAUGUUGUUGAAAAGAAAGAUAAGUAUGGUAAGUGGGAGAAAACAAUUGAGGUUCCAGCUGAUCAAUGUAAAGCAACUGUUCCGGAUCUUGUCGAGGGUCAAGCUUAUGAGUUCCGAGUUUCUGCUGUCAACGCUGCUGGACUUGGAGAGCCAUCUGACGCCACACCACCGAUAAUUGCAAAGGCUCGAAACAAGCCUCCUCUUAUAGAUAGGACUAACCUUAUCGAAGUACGCAUUAAAGCUGGACAAGCAUUCGCAUUCGAUUGCAAGGUGUCUGGGGAGCCAGCUCCUAAAACAAAAUGGAUUUUAAAGAAAAAAGAAGUGUAUACAAAAGACAACAUUAAAGUUACCCAUGUUGACUACAACACAAAAUUAAAGGUUACUGCAGCAACCCGAUCAAAUUCAGGUGUAUACACAGUGCAUGCAGAAAAUGCCAAUGGAGAAGACAGUGCCGAAGUUAGUGUAACUGUUAUAGACAAGCCUUCACCGCCGAAUGGUCCUCUCAAGAUUGAUGACAUAAAUGCAGAGUCUUGUGUUCUGAGCUGGAGCCCACCAGAUGAUGACGGAGGACAACCAAUAGAUAAUUACGUUGUUGAAAAAUUAGAUGAAGUAAAUGGUCGUUGGGUACCAGCUGGGGAAACCGACGGACCAACCCCGAGUCUUAAAGUUAAGGGUCUUACCCCAGGUCAUAAAUACAAGUUUAGAGUGCGCGCCAAAAAUCGGCAAGGAACAUCCGAUCCUCUAACAGCACCACACGCGAUUGAGGCCAAAAAUCCAUAUGAUGAACCGGAAAAACCUGGCACACCAACAAUAAAAGACUUUGACAAAGACUUCGUAGACUUAGAAUGGAGCAGACCACAGAGUGAUGGUGGAUCUCCUAUCACCGGAUACAUAAUUGAGAAACGCGACAAGUAUUCCCCCGAUUGGGAGAAAUGCGCAGAGAUUUUUGAUGAUGUCCCCAAUGGUCACGUUCCAGAUCUAAUUGAAGGCGUUAAAUAUGAGUUCCGUGUCAGAGCAGUGAAUAAGGCCGGACCUGGAACUCCCAGUGAUCCAACUGAACCACACAUUGCUCGCCCCAAAAAUUUACCACCCAAGAUUGAUCGUAAUUUUAUGUCAGAUAUCAAAAUCAAAGCAGGUCACGUAUUGGAAUUUGAUGUCCCAGUUACUGGGGAGCCUUUGCCAAGUAAGGAAUGGACACACGAAGGCAAUAUGGUAAUCAAUACAGACCGAGUGAAAGUUUCGAAUUCCGAUGACCGCACCAAGUUACGAAUACUUGAUGCUAAACGGUCAGAUACAGGGGAUUAUUCAUUAAUUGCUCGUAACAUAAACGGGACAGAUAGACAUACAGUCAAGGUUACUGUCCUGGAUGUACCAAGCGUGCCUGAAGGCCCGUUGCGCAAUGGUGAUGUAACCAAAAACUCUAUGGUUCUGCGAUGGCGGCCACCCAAGGAUGAUGGUGGGUCAGAGAUAACGCAUUAUGUUGUGGAAAAAAUGGAUAAUGAGGCCAUGCGCUGGGUGCCUGUUGGUGAAUGCGCUGAUACCGAGAUCCGGGCUGAUAAUCUAAUCGAAAAUCAUGACUACAGUUUUAGGGUGAGAGCUGUCAACAAACAGGGACAAUCCCAACCACUAACAACUUCUCAGCCCAUUACUGCCAAGGAUCCCUUCUCUCAUCCCGACAAGCCUGGGCAACCUCAAGCUGUCGACUGGGGUAAAGAUUUCGUGGACUUGGAAUGGGCUGCCCCCAAGAGAGAUGGCGGUGCCCCCGUUUCUUCAUAUAUCAUUGAAAAAAGACCAAAGUUUGGUCAGUGGGAACGCGCUGCCGUUGUUCCAGGAGAUGACUGUAAGGCUCACAUACCGGAUCUUACAGACGGUGGAGAAUACGAAUUCCGGGUAAUUGCCGUGAACCGAGGUGGGCCUAGUGAUCCAUCUGAUCCAUCAAGCACUAUUAUUUGCAAGCCCCGAUUCCUUGCUCCAUUCUUUGAUAUGUCACUUUUCAAUGACAUAACAGUUCAUGCCGGAAAGCCUUUGGGAUGGACUUUGCCAAUCGAGGCAUCUCCAAAACCAUCUAUAAAAUGGCUGUUCAAUGGAAAAGAAAUCGGCACAAACUCGCGUGGAGAGUCAAAUCUUUUCCAAAAUGAACUUUCAUUUGAAAUUCCAUCAUCACUUAGAAGUGACGAAGGACGGUACACGUUAAUUCUAAAGAAUGAGCACGGAUCUUUCGAUGCCUCUGCUCACGCCACUGUUUUGGAUCGACCAUCGCCUCCUAAGGGCCCUCUGGAUAUAACAAAGAUUACCAGAGAUGGAUGCCACCUUUCUUGGAAUGUUCCAGAAGAUGACGGUGGUUCACCUAUUUUGCAUUAUAUUAUCGAAAAAAUGGACUUGUCUCGGGGCACAUGGUCUGAUGCUGGCAUGAGUACACAUACAGUUCAUGACGUAACUCGACUUGUUCACCGCAAAGAAUACUUGUUCCGCGUCAAAGCUGUCAAUGCAAUCGGAGAAUCUGAUCCCCUAGAAGCGGCAAAGAGUAUAAUUGCUAAAAACGAGUUUGAUGAGCCUGAUGCACCUGGAAAACCAAAUAUUACUGAUUGGGAUCGUGAUCAUGUUGACUUACAAUGGCCUGUGCCAAAGUACGAUGGCGGAGCUCCCAUUACGGAAUACAUAAUUCAGAAAAAGGAAAAGGGCAGCCCUUACUGGACUAAUGUAUUGCAUGUUCCUUCAAAUAAGAACACGGCUACAGUUCCAGAGCUCACCGAGGGUCAGGAGUAUGAAUUUAGAGUAAUUGCAGUUAAUCAAGCAGGACAGUCGGAGCCUUCAGAGCCGUCCGAUAUGAUAAUGGCAAAACCACGGUUCCUGCCACCAAAAAUAAUUUCUCCUCUUAAUGAAAUUCGUAUAAAAUGUGGGCUUAUAUUCCAUACAGAUAUUGAUUUUAUCGGUGAGCCAGCACCAGAAGCAAUAUGGACUGUUAAUGGCAAUGCAUUAAAAUCCGACGACAGGUCAACCAUAACUUCGAUAGGACACCACACCGUAGUACACACUGUUAACUGCCAACGGUCAGACUCCGGAAUCUACCACUUACUUCUUCGAAAUAGUUCAGGAGUAGAUGAAGGCAGUUUCGAACUUAUUGUGCUUGACCGUCCUGGGCCCCCAGAUGGUCCGAUGGAGUAUGAAGAAAUAACAGCAAACUCUGUGACCAUAUCAUGGAAACCCCCUAAGGACAACGGAGGGUCUGAAAUUUCAUCCUAUAUUAUAGAAAAGCGCGAUCUUACGCAUGGCGGUGGAUGGGUACCGGCAGUAAAUUAUGUUAAUGCUAAGUACAACCAUGCCGUGGUUCCCAGACUACUGGAAGGAACAAAGUAUGAAUUUAGAGUGAUGGCAGAAAACCUACAAGGUCGCUCCGAUCCACUUACAUCCGACCACCCUGUGGUUGCCAAAAACCAAUACACUGUUCCGGGGGCACCUGGCAAACCAGAACUUAAAGAUAGCGACAAAGAUCAUAUAUCAAUCAAAUGGAAAGAACCAAUAAGUACUGGUGGAUCGCCUAUAAUUGGUUAUGAUAUUGAACGCCGCGACAUUAACACAGGACGAUGGAUAAAAAUAAAUGGACAGCCAGUACCCAAUACAGAAUACCUAGACGACAGGGUAACUGCAAAUCAUCAAUAUCAAUAUAGAAUAUCGGCCGUUAAUGCUGCCGGUAACGGAAAGGCUUCUGAGCCAUCGGCAAUACUCGAUGCUCGUCCACUGCGCGAAAAGCCAAGAAUUUAUUUGGAUGGUCUGCUAGGAAGGCGUGUUAAAGUUCGUGCAGGUGAGCCUAUUAAUAUAUCGCUUCCAAUAUCCGGUGCUCCUACACCUACAAUUGAAUGGAAACACAAAGAUUUGAAGCUAGAGGAAGGAAAACGUGUAUCCUAUGAGACUAACUCGGAGAGAACUACAUUCCGCAUUGACGACUCAAACAGGCGAGAUACUGGAAAAUACACUGUGACCGCCUCCAAUGAGUUUGGUAAAGACACAGCUGAUAUUGAGGUAAUUGUCGUAGACAAACCAUCUCCACCUGAAGGACCGUUGAGCUACACGGAGACAGCCCCAGAUCACAUAUCCUUGCAAUGGAACCCGCCCAAAGACGACGGUGGCAGCGAUAUAACGGGAUACAUUGUUGAAUUCACCGAGUUUGGCGUAGAUGGUUGGAAGCCAGUGCCAGGCUUUUGUCCCAAGACAAACUACACUGUGAAAGGUCUUACAGAAGGAAAAAAAUAUGUUUUCCGUGUAAGGGCUGAAAACAUUUAUGGUGCAUCCGAACCUCUUGAAGGCAAGCCGGUAUUAGCCAAGUCUCCUUUCGAUCCUCCAGGUGCCCCAUCUCAGCCAACCAUUGCAGCAUAUUCGCCGAACUCGGCCACCUUGGAGUGGCAUCCACCAGAAUACUGUGGUGGUAAGCCUAUAUCUGGCUACAUUGUCGAGCGACGAGAGCGCGGCGGUGAAUGGAUUAAGUGUAACAAUUAUCCCACACCCAACACAACAUAUACCGUGCCAGAUCUUCGAGAAGGAGCUCGUUACGAGUUCCGCAUAAUCGCAUUAAAUGAGGCUGGACCUGGCCAACCAUCAAAACCAUCAGAGCCAAUGACUGCUGAACUUCAGCGCUAUCGUCCAGAUCCACCUGAGCCACCAAAACCAGAUCGUAUCUUUAGGGAUAGUGUAACAUUGUCUUGGCGACCACCUCGCAACGAUGGAAAAUCUAGAAUUAAAGGAUAUUAUAUCGAAAUGCGACCCAAAAACAGUAAAGAUUGGAAAACAGUUAACGAUUUACCUAUUAAUUCAACCGUGUACACUGUACCAAAUCUAAAGGAAAAAGAGGAGUAUUCAUUCCGUGUUAUCGCUGAAAACGAAGUUGGCCGAUCUGAUCCAUCCAAGCCCUCGCAACCCAUCACGAUUGAGGAACAGCCAAACAAACCUUGCAUGGAAUUAGGCGGUGUUCGAGAUAUAGUGUGCAGAGCUGGAGACGAUUUCAGCAUUCAUGUUCCCUACAUAGCUUUCCCCAAGCCUAGCGCCACUUGGUAUUCCAACGAUACUGUGCUAGAUAACGACAAUCGGGUUUAUCAACAUUUGACUGAUGAAGCAGCAUCGUUUGUGGUAAAGAACUCAAAACGUUCAGACUCAGGCCAAUAUCGACUACAGUUAAAAAAUCCAUCCGGGUUUGAUACAGCCACCAUUAAUGUUAAGGUAUUGGAUAAACCAUCCCCGCCAAUGCACUUACGUGCUGAUGAGUUUGCUGGAGAUUCUCUUACAUUGUAUUGGAAUCCACCAAAGGAUGACGGCGGCUCCCCUAUUCAAAACUACAUUAUUGAAAAGAAAGAAUCUCGCUCGCCCUCUUGGAGCAAGGUAAGCAGCUUCUGCACAGUUCCAUUUGUUAGAGUUCGAAAUCUUACAAUCGGUAAAGACUAUGAAUUCCGCGUAAUAGCUGAGAAUAAAUAUGGGCAAUCAGAUCCGGCUAAUACAUCGGAGCCCAUAAGAGCGAGACAUCCGUUUGAUGUUCCUAAUGCUCCCGGUAUACCUCAUGGCAUUGAUUCAACAGAGGAUAGUAUAACAAUAGCAUGGGCAAAACCAAAGCAUGAUGGUGGUUCUCCUAUAACCGGCUACGUUAUAGAGAAGCGCUUGCUAAGCGAUGACAAAUGGACCAAAGCAGUUCAUGCUCUUUGCCCAGAUCUAACUUGUAAAAUACCAGGCCUUAUUGAAAAUGCUGAAUACGAGUUCAGGGUAGCUGCAGUUAAUGCAGCCGGACAAUCGGCUUAUAGUGGCUCUAGCGACCUUAUUUAUUGUCGCAGGCCACCUCAUGCUCCCAAGAUUACUUCCGAUUUAUCAAUUCGUGAUAUGACGGUAAUUGCAGGAGAUGAGUUCCACAUAACAGUACCUUAUCAUGCAAAUCCGCGACCUACGCCAUCAUGGAGUGUAAAUGGUAUUGAUGUUGUUCCCGACGAGCGGAUUAGGUUUGACACUGACGAUUAUAGUUCGGUUUAUUACAACAAAUCAGCAAAACGAAGUGAGUCUGGCUCGUACACUAUUACACUUACGAACAAUAAGGGAUCAGAUACUGCCUCAUGUCAUGUUACUGUGGUGGACAGGCCAGGACCUCCUCAGGGUCCUUUAAAUGCCUACGACAUUACCCCAGAUUCUUGCACCCUAUGUUGGAAAACGCCACUCGAUGAUGGUGGUUCACCGAUCACAAACUAUGUCGUUGAAAAACUGGACAAUAGUGGCACUUGGGUUAAGGUAAGCAGUUUUGUUCGUAAUACUCACUACGAUGUUAUGGGCUUGGAACCUCAACACAAGUAUCACUUCCGCGUGAGAGCAGAAAAUCAAUAUGGCUUGUCCGAUCCUGUGGACAUUGACGAGCCCAUCGUUGCCAAGCAUCAAUUCACAGUCCCAGAUGAGCCUGGUCAACCAAAGGUUAUCGACUGGGACUCUGGAAACGUUACACUAAUCUGGACUCGACCAGCCAGUGAUGGCGGGUCUCGCAUUCAAGGUUACCAAAUUGAAUAUCGAGACAUUGUAAACGACUCUUCUUGGAAUACUUAUGACUAUCUGAUAAAAGACACUAAAUACCAGCUCUAUAAUUUAGUCAACGGUAGCGAAUACGAGUUCCGUAUAAGGGCGAAGAACGUUGCCGGCUUAAGCAAGCCUUCACCCCCAUCGUUGAGAUUUAAGCUAAAGGGAAAAUUCAGUGUACCCUCGCCACCUGGUACCCCGCAAGUGACAAGAGUCGGUAAAAAUUAUGUGGAUUUGAAAUGGGAAAAACCUAUACGUGAUGGAGGCUCUCGGAUUACGGGCUACAUUAUUGAACGAAGGGACAUAGGUGGAGCCGUAUGGGUGAAAUGUAAUGAUUACAAUGUUUUGGAUACUGAAUACACCGUUAUAAACCUGAUCGAGAUGGGAGACUAUGAGUUCCGUAUAUUUGCUGUCAAUGCCGCUGGGCGCUCGGAAGCAAGUUUGGGUACGAUGCCGAUCAAGGUUUGCGAGGUUCUUGGUGGUGAAAAACCAGAAUGGGUUUCACGACUUCAAGACAGAGUCGCACCCUAUGGAAAGGAUUAUACAUUGCAAUGUGCCGCCUCAGGUAAACCCAGUCCAACCGCUAGGUGGCUUCGCAAUGGAAAGGAAAUUCAAAUGGGUGGUGACCGUAUUACUUGCGAUAGUAAGGAAGGUGUUUUCCGACUGCACAUAUCUAAUGUGCAAGCUGGAGACGAUGGUGACUACACAUGUGAGGCAAUGAAUUCUCUGGGUUUUGUGCACACCUCAGGUUAUCUGAAAAUUGGAUCACCACCAAUUAUUAACAGAUGUCCCAACGAACUCUACUUACCUGAAGGAGACAAUACAAAGAUAAAAGUCUACUAUUCUGGCGACCAGCCAAUUACUGUGAUAUUAAAAAGAAACAAUGAAGUCAUAUCUGAUAGCAACGAUGAAACGCAUAUAAAGGUAAACUUAUUUGACGAUUAUAUAGCGAUUUGUAUUCGUGAUAUUGUUAAAAGUGAUGCCGGCCAAUAUCAAAUUGAAAUUUCAAAUGACUCUGGUAACGCGACCGCUCAAUUUGAUGUACACAUAACUGGCUUACCCUCAGCGCCCACAGGGCCUAUGGGAAUAUCUUACAUUACCAAAAACUCCUGUUCGUUGGCUUGGCGUCCACCUUCCUACGAUGGUGGUCUUAAAGUGACUCACUACGUAGUCGAGCGGAAGGAUGUGGCGUCACCACAUUGGAUUACAGUUUCAAGCACCUGCAAAGAUACCGCCUUCAAUGUCCAAGGUCUUAUCGAGAACCAAGAAUAUAUCUUCCGUGUAAUGGCUGUUAAUGAGAACGGAAUGGGUCCACCCCUUGAGGGCUUAAAUCCUAUCCGAGCCAAGGCACCAAUUGAUCCACCCUCACCACCAGGCAUUCCUCAAAUUACUGAGAUUGGAGGAGACUUUGUGCAUUUGGAGUGGAGUAAGCCGGAAUCGGAUGGCGGUGCUCACAUUCAAGGCUACUGGAUCGACAAACGGGAAGUUGGUAUGGAUACGUGGCAGCGUGUUAACGCUACUAUUUGUGCAGCCAAUCAAGCAAACUGUAUCAAUCUAAUCGAAGGCCGGCAAUACGAGUUCCGAGUCUUUGCUCAGAAUGUCGCAGGUCUUUCAAAAGAAUCUUCCGCUUCCCAAGCGGUCAAAAUAAUUGAUCCAAAAGCGGCUUCGCCUCCAUUGAUUGUGAAACCGCUACGCGACGCCAAUUGCAUUCAAAAUCACAACGCACAGUUCACAUGUACGAUAAGUGGUGUUCCUAGGCCAACUAUAACAUGGUAUAAGGGUGCUCGCGAAAUCAGUAAUGGAGCACGAUAUCACAUGUACUCAGAAGGUGACAAUCACUUCUUAAAUAUCAAUGAUAUAUUUGGCGAAGAUGCUGACGAAUAUGUUUGCCGCGCAGUGAACAAGGCUGGAGCGAAAUCAACACGAGCGGCUUUGGCCAUUAUGACUGCCCCUAAAUUAAAUGUUCCACCGCGAUUCAGAGAUACGGCUUACUUCGAUAAGGGCGAAAAUGUUGUAAUCAAAAUACCCUUCACUGGCUUCCCAAAGCCACGCAUACAUUGGGUUAGGGAAGGUGAAAACAUCGAGUCCGGUGGUCAUUACAAUGUGGAAAUCAAGGAGAGACAUGCUGUUCUCGUAAUUCGUGACGGAUCACGUUUGGACUCGGGACCAUAUAGGAUAACAGCAGAAAAUGAGCUGGGUUCGGAUGCAGCAAUAAUACAAGUGCAAAUAAGUGAUCGUCCAGAUCCGCCGCGAUUCCCCACAAUUGAAAGUAUUGGUGCUGAUUCAUUGUCUCUCAGCUGGAAAGCACCUGUCUGGGACGGUGGCAGCGACAUAACAAAUUAUUACGUUGAGCGUCGUGAACAUCCGCUAUCUUCAUGGAUACGUGUGGGAAAUACUCGAUUUACAUCCAUGGCUGUUAGCGGAUUAACUCCAGGAAAAGAGUAUGAUUUCCGCAUAUUUGCUGAUAAUGUCUAUGGACGCUCAGAACCUUCUGAACCUAGUACUCUGAUCAAAACUAAGUCUAUUAUUAAAAAGAAACAGGAAGAACGUAAAUGGGAGCUAGAUGCAAAUGGCAAAAAAGUACGCGGCAAAGCAGACGGCCCAAUUAAAGACUACGAUUCGUAUGUGUUUGACAUUUACUCCAAAUUUGUGCCGCAACCAGUUGAAAUAUCUCAGCAAAGUGUCUACGACAAAUAUGAUAUCCUUGAAGAAAUCGGUACAGGCGCUUUUGGGGUGGUGCACCGCUGUCGUGAAAGAAGCACUGGAAAUAUUUUUGCUGCCAAGUUCAUUCCAGUAUCUCAUUCAGUCGAAAAGGAUUUGAUUCGUCGAGAAAUAGAUAUAAUGAAUCAACUGCACCAUCAAAAGCUUAUUAAUCUGCACGACGCUUUUGAAGAUGAUGAUGAAAUGGUUUUAAUCUUGGAAUUCUUAUCUGGUGGUGAAUUAUUUGAACGCAUCACUGCCGAAGGAUACGUAAUGACUGAAGCUGAAGUUAUAAACUAUAUGAGGCAAAUUUGCGAGGGAAUCAGACAUAUGCACGAGAAGAAUAUUAUUCACUUGGAUAUAAAGCCAGAGAAUAUUAUGUGUCAAACUCGCUUAAGCACAAAUGUUAAGCUCAUAGAUUUUGGAUUAGCGACAAGACUAGAUCCGAAUGAAGUUGUCAAAAUUACAACAGGUACAGCGGAGUUCGCUGCUCCGGAAAUCGUCAACAGGGAGCCUGUGGGCUUCUAUACUGAUAUGUGGGCUACUGGAGUAUUGGCUUAUGUUUUGCUAAGCGGAUUAUCACCAUUCGCUGGCGACAAUGAUGUCCAAACAUUAAAGAACGUAAAAGCAUGCGAUUGGGAUUUCGAUGCAGAAUCAUUUAAGUACAUAUCUGAAGAGGCGAAGGAUUUCAUAAGGAAGUUGCUUAUUGCCAACAAAGAAAAGCGUAUGACCGCACAUGAAUGCCUUAUACAUCCUUGGCUUACUGGAGAUCACAGUGGUAUUACACAGGCAAUUAACCGCGAUCGUUACCUAGCCUACCGUCAACAAUUAAGAAAGAAAUACGAAGACUUUGAAAGGUAUCUGCUACCAAUAGGACGGCUGUCAGAAUACUCAUCUCUUAGAAAAUUGCUGAUAGAGAAAUAUAAGAUACACGAUGCUGUUUUUGAUAGACGUCAGGCGGCUCCACGCUUUGUGAUUCGACCAUCGUCUCAGUUCUGCUAUGAGGGCCAAAGCGUCAAGUUCUACACACGAUGCAUUGCGAUUGCUACACCUACUCUUACCUGGUCACAUAACAAUAUUGAGUUACGGCAGAGUGUCAAGUUUAUGAAACGAUACACUGGAGAUGACUAUUACUUUAUAAUCAACCGAGUGAAGUUGGACGACCGAGGAGAGUAUAUUAUUCGUGCAGAGAAUCAUUAUGGUUCCAGAGAAGAAGUCGUUUUCCUGAAUGUUCAGCCGUUGCCGAAGGAACAGCCAAGGUAUCGAACGGAAUCAACUCCGGUUCGCAGACGUGAGCCCUUGCCAUACACCUUCUGGCAAGAAGAGUCAGAGACGGCACCCAGUUUUACAUUCCUUUUGCGGCCACGCGUUAUGCAGGCCCGCGACACAUGCAAACUUCUUUGUUGCUUAAGCGGAAAACCAGUGCCAACUGUCAAGUGGUACAAAGACGGUCGAGAGCUUAGCAAAUACGAGUAUGCGAUGACCCACUCUGAUGGAGUUGUUACCAUGGAAAUAAUUGACUGCAAGCCAUCCGACUCAGGAAAAUACAGCUGUAAGGCAACAAAUUGUCACGGAACAGACGAAACCGAGUGUGUCGUUAUUGUUGAAGGAGAAUGGGUUACGCCUGAGCAGGCUCGCCUUGCCCACAAUUUCCUUUACUCAGGAGACAGGAAAUAUAUAGAGCAACCAAUCAAGCCGGCCCCGCCCCCAAUAGUAACAGCCCGCCAAAUAACUUCUACUUCAACACCUGAAUCUACGGCCAACAAAAUAACUUCAACCCCGCAAAGUAGCAAUUCAAGCAAAAAGAAAUAUGCGUCCAACAGUUUACAAGCUCCUGGUAGCCCAUCUCGAUCAAGAAGUGCGACCAAAGAACUUAUACUUCCCCCCGAUGAUUCGUUAAUGUGCAAGCCCGAGUUCACCAAGCCUCUUCACGAUCUUACUGUCCGCGAUGGCGAGCAGUUGAUACUUACCUGCCAUGUUAAGGGCGAUCCAGAGCCUCAAAUCACUUGGUCGAAGAAUGGAAAGUCUAUAUCGUCUUCUGAUAUUAUGGACUUGAAGUAUAAAAACGGAAUCGCAACUUUAACCAUCAACGAAGUUUUCCCAGAAGACGAGGGAGUGUUCACUUGCACGGCCACAAAUUCCAUACGAGCUGUGGAAACUAAAUGCAGGCUAACAAUUAAGCCACUUGAUAAAAGCUCUACCAAACGACAAAUGGUUGCCGGCGACAAAGCACCUAAAAUAGUUAGUCAUUUGGAGUCGAGAUCCGUUAAAGAUGGCGAUGCUGUUACUCUGGCUUGCCGCAUAAUAGGAGCGGAACACUUCGAUGUGGUGUGGUUGCACAACAACAAGGAGAUAAAGCCAAGCAAGGACUUCCAAUAUACCAGCGAGGCUAAUAUAUAUCGUUUGCAAAUCGCCGAGAUCUUCCCCGAAGACGGCGGCACCUACACGUGCGAGGCAUUUAAUGAUGUUGGCGAAUCGUUCAGUACCUGCACCAUAAACGUAAUAGUGCCCGGGGACGAGCCUAAGCACCCAGUCUUUGUGAAAUUCCCCCUAUCAGCAUCGAUACUGGAAGGCGAGAGUGCCACAUUUGAAUGUGAAUUGGACUCUGAACUGCUCAAUUUGGUGUGGGUGAAGGAUGGAAAGCCCAUUGACGAGACCCUUUCGCGAUACUCAUUCACCAAGGAGGCGAACCGAUACGCUUUCUCAGUUGCCAAAUGUAACAUGGACGAUGUUGGCCAAUACCAGGCUAAGGCAGUGACCAGAAAAGGCGAAAGUAUAUGCGCAUUUUCAAUGAAUGUUAUCAACGCCGAAUGCUAAGCCAAUUUCGACUAUUCUACUUUAUUGGACAAACUAUAAAAAGCAUAAAAAUAUAUAUUACAAAUACAAUACAAUACAAUGUAUUAAAAGCGUGCCAAAAUUAGACUGCUCAUUAAAAGUUGUAAUUGUCAUUAAAGUUUUAAUGCGGUAUAUGUACAUAAGCGUUUAUGUAUAUAAAAAUAUAUAAAGUUUAUGCAUUUCAACCAUAUCAUGUAUUCAUAAUUCUGCAAUAUCAGAUUUUCACGUGCACAUACAUAACUUACGCUUUAUAUGUAGAAAUACUUUUAAUCGAACAAAUAAUUUCUAAGAAAAAUGUAAUUUAAUUGGCUGCAAAACGUUUAUAUGAAUGGCAACGAACUCAAGAUACCAAUCGAAAUUUAGGAGACCUCCGCUGCUUGGUUGACUGCUGGCAUCCUCAACAAAAACAUCUUAAACUCAUUAGCCAAUCAAGUAGUUGAAAAUUCCUUCUUUUCGAUUGUAUUUUGUUUAACUUACAAAUAAUAAAGACAAAUGUAUAGUUUGCGGGCAGUAAUUGGUUUCAAAAUAAAUACAAUAUUUAAAAAAAAAA
Messenger RNA from Drosophila ficusphila, 27712 nucleotides. It is a transcript of the gene bent, whose product is annotated as twitchin. The record is from RefSeq and is a predicted model, not a curated record. NCBI's taxonomy places the organism in Eukaryota, Metazoa, Arthropoda, Insecta, Diptera, Drosophilidae. Gene Ontology annotation, biological process: protein phosphorylation. Gene Ontology annotation, molecular function: protein kinase activity; ATP binding; protein binding.